Molecule: messenger RNA, 5021 nt
Organism: Scatophagus argus
Lineage: Eukaryota; Metazoa; Chordata; Actinopteri; Scatophagidae
Gene: htr5ab
Product: 5-hydroxytryptamine (serotonin) receptor 5A, genome duplicate b
Exons: 3
Coding region: 1647-2687 (346 amino acids)
Biological process (GO): adenylate cyclase-activating adrenergic receptor signaling pathway
Cellular component (GO): plasma membrane
Molecular function (GO): G protein-coupled serotonin receptor activity
Source: RefSeq, a predicted model, not a curated record
UAAUAAGAGUGGGGAGAAGAGAAAGCAGAGGGCCUAUUGGUGUGCUUGGUUGGACCCUUUGAUUAGAGGGUCUGGUUUGUGAUGCUAAGAGACAGUGUCAGAUGUCACACAAAUACACCGGCUGACGGGGACAUGGCGUGUAUUGUUAUUACCCAUCGGGCCUUAUUGAUGAUUUGUCCAGCGCAACCUACUUGGAGUAAAAAGAUGUAUGACUAAGGAAUUUCAGGAGGAACUCAGUGGUGUCUUAGAUUCUUUUUAAUUCCUUGUUGUCCUUGGAAAUUCAAGAAAUAUUUGAUUUAUUCAUCAGCUUAAUGCUUCAGUAAUUCAGCCAAAAGUAAUGUCAUUACAUGCCAAACAGCAACAAGAAUAUGAUUCAAUUGAUUAAAUCGUGCAAUUUAAAGCAAACUCAAUUAGAGUAAGCUAUUUCAUCUGAAUUAUAUGCAUUAGCUACACUCAUUACGGACACUGUCCCUGCGCCCAGGGGCCUGGGAAAAAGCUCGGCAAGUCGUCCAGAUCCCCUCAUUACAAUGCCCCAAGAGGAAACAUGCAAAAUGAAAGAUUAUGUUUAGUAUUCAAGAUUAAAGCUCCACUUUAAAACGUUGGUGUGGCGGACACUGGGUCAUGGAAAGAAAACUGAGAUCUGCAUUUUUUUUUUUUUUUUUUUUAACGCCUGAGAGGAUUGUUAGAGGCAGGAGGAGGUCGUAGGAACAGGUUAAAGCGGGAGGUGUAGCUUAAACUGAAUGUUUCUAAAUAGGAAAUUAAGAUUAAUGAUUAAAAUUAACAUCUUAUGAGACUGUUUAAUCAGGCACAUCGGAAUAUGUUUCCAAAACAUGAUGCAUGAAAUCAUUAUUGCCCCCAGUGAUGCAGCAAAAACUGAUGUGUCUGUGAGCCAGAUGCUUCACACUUACCAUAAUAAUGUACUCCAGACAAAAAAGAUAGAUUUCUAAAGUUCCAGUGUUCUUCUGUGUAUUUAUCAUUUAAAAUUUGUAGUCUCACUGAAAUAACAGUUGACUUAUUUAUUCGUUUGUUUAAAUAUGCCACUUGCAAAUAAGUUGGUCUGUUCAUUCAUAGAGCAGUUGUAAGAAAAUCAAUACCAGGCCUUACAACAUCCGGCUGACAGACAGCACAAGCACUCGGUGAUUUGAGAUUCGUUGUUUCUGCACUGUUGAACUGAGCCUCUCCUGUGAAUGUAUUGAUAGAGUUGGCAUGUCAAAUCUUUUCUUUUGUGAAUCUGAAACGUUGACAGUCCUACGUUAACACAGAGUAUCCCUGCAACAUUCUCUCUUAUGUGAAUUGAAAUUAGAUGCUGUUCACCAAACCACUUAAAACAUAUAACUCCAAAAUAUUUAGCAGAGGGAUCUCUCUGCUGAAUAUUACAUUCCUGAAUGAGUUUACAACAAAGACUCGCCUUUAAACUGUUCAUUUUGCGGGAGAGGUCUGACUUUGAUGCAAAUCAGAGGAUAACAGUGGGAUGAUGAAACUGAAUAUUUAUGGUCUUUUUCAGACCCAGAGAUGUCCCAGAGUACUUCUGAGCCUUUUUAACAGCAGAUGAAAUUGCACUUGAAAGUUGUAGAAUGCAUCAGUUGUCUGCAGAAACUGUGUCUGAAUUGUCUUGGCCCUUGGCUGCAGGGCUGUGAGCAGCUACCAUGACGUAUCCCAACACCAGCUUACUGACAGCCAACUUCAGCGGAGCUUCUGACGACCAUGACUCCGGGGGAAACAUCUACCGACCCUUUUCUGUUUUCAGCGUGCUUACUCUUACGUUACUGGCAAUGCUGGUUGUGGCCACCUUCGUAUGGAACUUGCUGGUGCUGGUGACCAUCCUGAGGGUGAGGACAUUCCACCGUGUGCCCCACAACCUCGUGGCUUCCAUGGCCAUCUCUGAUGUGAUGGUGGCCGCUCUGGUCAUGCCCCUUAGUCUUGUCCACGAGCUGAACGGCAGGCUGUGGAAACUGGGCCGUGUGCUGUGCCAGGUGUGGAUCUCAUUUGAUGUGCUCUGCUGCACAGCCAGCAUCUGGAAUGUGACGGCCAUCGCGCUGGACCGCUACUGGUCCAUCACCAGGCAUCUCCAGUACACGCUCAAGACACGUAAAAAGAUCUCCAAUGUGAUGAUCGCUCUCACUUGGCUGCUGUCGUCCAUCAUUUCCCUGUCGCCUCUCUUUGGCUGGGGGGAGACUUACUCGGAGGGGAUGAAGUGUCAGGUGAGCCAGGAGCCGUCCUACACGAUCUUCUCCACCUUUGGAGCCUUUUAUCUGCCGCUUUGUGUGGUACUGUUUGUUUAUUGGAAGAUCUACAAGGCUGCCAAGUUUCGGAUUGGCUCCCGCAAGACCAACACAAUAACACCCAUGGCUGAGGUAAAGGAGGAAACACAGCAGCCACAGAUGGUGUUUACUGUGCGCCAUGCCACUGUGACCUUUCAGACAGACGGGGACACGUGGCGCGAGCAGAAGGAGAAAAAAGCAGCGCUGAUGGUAGGCAUUUUGAUCGGCGUAUUUGUACUUUGCUGGAUUCCCUUCUUCAUCACUGAACUCAUCGUCCCGCUGUGCUCCUGUGACAUCCCGCCCAUCUGGAAGAGCAUCUUCCUGUGGCUUGGAUACUCCAACUCCUUCUUUAACCCGCUCAUAUACACCGCCUUUAAUAAGAACUACAACAAUGCCCUGAGGAGCCUCUUCUCCCGACAGCGCUGAGCCACUCUGCACGCUCAGCAGACACACCACCAGCAUUCACUCCACCGUGUUAACUCCUCCAGACAGGGACGGACUAACCUGUCUGUAUCCGUCACUCCAUCAUCUUUCAGAUGGAUAACAACCAGCAACUGUGUCUGAAAAACUGUGUCUUUAAAAAUGUGUUACUUUUAUUUAACGUUUACAGCAUUUUAUGUUUUCAUGUUUUGUCCGUUGCCAUGAUGAGGUAACCUCACAGCUGGACCGAAAUGGGUGUCUGUGCUCCUUCAUCUACAAAGAGGAAUGAAUCUGUUGUGUUGUGGCAGUGCUGUCUUCACGUUGGUUUCUUUCAGCGGUUCCAGGCUUAUUAGGGAGAAAGGCAUGUUGACUCCCUCAUAAACAGUUUCAUCAUCAUAUGUGCGGCUGCUGGGAAUAAUUUCAAAGUAGAGCUGCAAGAAAUGAACCAGAAAGUCUUUUAGAACUGAACGAAAUGAACUUCAUAAAUAAUAAACCGACCUUCUUUCUUAAACUUGACAACAAAAAUGUUCAUUUUUGCAGAUAAUGUUUCAAGUUAAAAAAUCUGUGUGGCUAUAAAAGGGGACCGUAUAGGACCUGAAACUGCCUGACAGUGAAGCGAUAACCUCCACCUUAUAGACGGGUGCACAUGAACUCCAUGGCUUGACAUGGAAUUAACACGUACUUGUAGUUCAACGUAAAGUCUUUCCUCUGAUGCUGGUCAGCUUUACAACAAUUCUGCUUACACCUACACACUCUCAUGCCUUUUUAUCAAAGCAGGCAAAUAGCAGAACACAUUUUAUUAUUCCCAUCACCUGUGAAUAAAUGCAUUGUUGAUAAACUGCAGCCACGAAUGAUCACAUCUCACAGCAGGAAGUGUGGAAGCAGGAUCUUGACAGCUUCUGCGGCUGGAGAAGUCAGUGGAAAUGAAAUCGGAUUGAAUAUUUAAAACAAAAAAAAAACAGGGACAUGUGAUGCUGUUGGGGGUGAAGUAUGAGUUGUUACGUUACGCCACAGUAGUGAGUUUAUGGCAGUAAAAGACACACACAAGCAUCAGUCUAAGUUUUUUUCUAAGUGUUGGUCUUCGUAUGUUGUAUCCCUUGUUUCCUGCACACGUUGCCACUUUCUGCUCAUUAGCGUUUAUCACUGUAGAAUCAGUAAGUGAACCUUUAUUUUGUCAUGUAACAAGCUGUAAUGUGAGGAAUCAAGCAUGAGAAAGUGAUCCUCAGCAAAUAGUCGUGCGACGUGUAAGUGACCAACCUCAAAGUUUUUUGCACAAUAUGUCAUUAAAUAUUAAUUUCUCUGAGGUUUUUCUCAGAUUGGAGGAGACUGAGUGCGUUUGUUCAAUCUAUCUAAAGUUGCUGUCCUGUGAAAAGCAUUUAUCUCCUUAUCUGAUUUUGAAUUCUUCAGCCAAACAGGAGGAUUAAGUGUAAAGCAGCCCAUGGCAUUUCAAUUUUAAUAAUAAAAAUACGUCCAAGGAUUGAUAAAUCUCUCUGUAAGCAAGAAUCAAGUACAGAUUUGCUUCAUACUAGUCUCAUCCUGCAGUUCCUCUCUAGUUUUCCAGUCUUUUGUUAUGAUUACUUGUAAGUAUUUCAGUAUUUAAGUGUAGGCCAGAUGCGUUAGAGAACCUCUCAGUCUUGUUGAUUACCGGAGGGAUCCGUCCUGACCUUUUCAGGAAGAUCAUCUCCCAGCUGAGUCGAUGUCUGGGCUAUUUUUUAUAAAAAUACCCAACAAUUCUUCUGCUAAAGCAACUAACAAAGGGGAGCAAGAACAAUCCUGCCUGAUUCCUUGUUUAUGCUGUAAUGUUUUGCAUGUUCCCUGAGGGAGAGAAACUGAAUUAUUAAUGUUGUAGAACAUCAUGUUAAGUACCUUAAUAAAUGUUGAACCAGAAACAAAUCUUUUGAAAUUUUCAAUAUUUUUUGUUCAGUUGAAUCAAAAGGUUUGCCUGUACCCACUUUGGGCCUAUUUCAACCGAUAAGUAGUUUGUUAUUGGUUAUUAGUUUCAGGUUGUCACUACCUUUAAUCCUCAGGAGGUUUAGGGAAUACCCCUGUUUCAUGGUCAACAUUAAAUUGUUUUCAGUGAGCUCCUUUUUGGCAUUAAAUAACAUUUUCUUUAUGUCUUUCCCGAAAAAAAAUGUAAAAGUUUGAGGUUAAACCAUCUUGACCAGGAGCUGACAUCUGCUUUAAAUCGAUUUGAAGAAUAUAUGGUUGAGUACCUUCAUGACAUAAUGAAUCCCACAUGAAUAGCAUGAAGAGUACAAUUUAAAACAGAAUCAAUAAAUUUCUUCAGAAAUUGCUUUUGUGUCAUGAAGAUUCUCUUUCUUGUCUCCUUUUUUCCAAGAC